This is a messenger RNA of Xiphias gladius (swordfish), 8690 nucleotides long. RefSeq names its product potassium/sodium hyperpolarization-activated cyclic nucleotide-gated channel 2-like. The record is from RefSeq and is a predicted model, not a curated record. The coding region runs from base 1 to 3507 and encodes 1168 amino acids. Gene Ontology annotation, biological process: potassium ion transport; transmembrane transport. Gene Ontology annotation, cellular component: membrane. Gene Ontology annotation, molecular function: voltage-gated potassium channel activity. Lineage: Eukaryota; Metazoa; Chordata; Actinopteri; Istiophoriformes; Xiphiidae. The transcript is spliced from 8 exons.
AUGCUUAAUGCCAUGGACAGGAAUGAGGUUUCACCGGCGUCUGCUGCCACCAUGAAGAAGAGGGCGGUGGGCGGCAGCGGGUGCAGCCACAUCAGCGCACCCAAGGCUGUCGCGUCCAAAUGCACGCGAAGCAACAGCAGCCACCACUGUCUGGACCCCGGUUCUUCCGGCGCACCGAGCGGUGAGCAGCCCGGUGCGGCCAGCAACGUCGUGAUGGACGAGACCGAGGACGGAGAAGAGGAGUCCAAGUUUCAGCAUCCGCGGUUGCGCCGAGCCGGGGGGAGCGGCAGUGGAGGAGGUGGAGGAGGAGGAGGAGGAGGAGGCAGUAUCAGGAUGAAGAACUUCACGCCAGGAGGGGGAGCCGCGUCCUCGGCUUCCAGGAGAAACUCAAACAAGGAGCCCUGCCUUACGCACACAGAGGACGCUCCUGCAGCCCCACGGCCCACUGCUGCCUCCAGAGCUACCGAGACCCAGACACCCUGUCCGGGCGAUGCUGCCCAGCGCGGCGAGACCAGCAGAGCAUCUGGGGCGGAGGCGUCGGAACCAGCGGUCGCGGUAGAGCUUUUAAACGCGACAGCGGGUGAUGUUUGCAACAGCGUCGCUCCAAUUUCCAGCAUGAAAUGCAACAAAAACGGAGAAUGCAGGAGGGACUCGGGUACCGGGAGCCUGCGCUCAAUCAUCUCCAAGCAGGAGAAGCAGACAGGAGGGUCGGGGAGGGCCGAGGACGGAGGGAGCGCCAAGCGAAGAGACUGUAACUCGACUACCGCCAGCAUGGACGGCUCGAUCACACCAGGCGGGUCCCUGACCGGGGGGCACGGAGGGGAGAGCACAAACCCCGGCGCUACCCCCGUGUCCAGCGGUGUCCCCGAGAAAAAGGACUCAAAGGUGUCCUUCUCUAACGCUCCGAGCAGGAAAGCCUCGUCCUCGCUGCACGGCCCGACUCAGACUCAGACCCAGCAGCCCAGGAACUCUGUCACUUUCCAGAAGCCGGAGGACGGUCCGCCAAUCGUGCCCGCCGAGGAUGCGGAACCUCGGGGCAGCCAAGCCAGCUUCAUGCAGCGGCAGUUUAGCAGCAUGCUGCAGCCUGGAGUUAACAAAUUCUCCUUACGCAUGUAUGGCAGCCAGAAAGCAGUGGAGAGGGAGCAGGAGAGAGUCAAAUCAGCUGGAAAUUGGAUUAUCCACCCGUACAGCGACUUCAGGUUCUACUGGGAUUUCACAAUGCUGCUGUUUAUGGUGGGCAACCUGAUCAUCAUCCCCGUGGGCAUCACCUUCUUCAAGGACGAGACCACUACGCCCUGGAUCAUCUUCAACGUGGUCUCAGACACCUUCUUCCUCAUGGACCUGGUGCUCAACUUUCGCACUGGAAUCAUCAUUGAGGACAACUCGGACAUCAUUUUGGACCCUAAAACCAUUAAAAAGAAGUACCUAAAGACUUGGUUCAUUGUGGACUUUAUCUCCUCCAUCCCAGUGGAUUACAUAUUCCUCAUAGUGGAGAAGGGAAUCGACUCGGAGGUGUACAAGACUGCUCGGGCCCUGAGGAUCGUCCGCUUUACCAAGAUCCUAAGUCUUCUGAGGCUGUUGAGGCUAUCCAGAUUAAUACGCUACAUUCACCAAUGGGAAGAGAUCUUCCAUAUGACCUAUGACCUGGCUAGUGCGGUGAUGCGGAUCUUUAACCUGAUUGGUAUGAUGCUGCUGUUGUGUCACUGGGACGGCUGUCUACAGUUCCUGGUUCCCAUGCUGCAGGACUUCCCCUCAGACUGCUGGGUGUCUCUAAACAAGAUGGAGAAUGAUACCUGGUCAGAGCUGUACUCCUUUGCUGUAUUCAAGGCAAUGAGCCACAUGCUUUGUAUUGGUUAUGGCCGGCAGGCCCCGGAAAGUCUGUCAGAUAUCUGGCUCACAAUGCUGAGUAUGAUUGUAGGAGCCACUUGCUAUGCUGUUUUUAUUGGCCAUGCAACAGCUCUCAUCCAGUCCCUGGACUCCUCCAGACGACAGUACCAGGAAAAGUACAAACAAGUGGAGCAGUAUAUGUCCUUCCACAAGCUGCCUGCCGACUUCAGACAGAAAAUCCAUGAUUAUUAUGAGCACAGAUAUCAGGGCAAGAUGUUCGAUGAGGAGAGCAUUCUGGGAGAACUCAGCGAGCCACUCAGAGAGGAAAUUGUCAACUUUAACUGUCGAAAGCUGGUGGCAUCCAUGCCGCUGUUUGCCAAUGCAGAGCCAAACUUUGUGACAGCCAUGUUGACCAAGCUGCGUUUUGAGGUAUUCCAGCCACAUGAUUACAUUAUAAGGGAGGGCACGAUUGGAAAGAAAAUGUACUUCAUCCAGCAUGGAGUCUGCAGCGUCAUCACCAAGGGCACCCUGGCAAUGAAACUCUCUGACGGCUCUUAUUUUGGAGAGAUCUGUUUAUUGACGAGGGGUCGCCGAACAGCCAGCGUGCGAGCAGAGACUUACUGUCGACUCUACUCUUUGUCUGUUGACCACUUCAAUGAGGUGCUGGAAGAAUAUCCUAUGAUGAGACGAGCCUUUGAGACUGUUGCCAUUGACCGUCUAGACCGCAUAGGUAAAAAGAACUCCAUCCUGAUGCACAAGGUUCAGCAUGAUCUCAACUCUGGUGUCUUCAACAACCGGGAGAAUGAGAUGAUCCAGGAGAUAGUCAAGUACGACCGUGAGAUGGUGAAGCUGGUGGACCUGCAGAGGCCGCGGGCCAUGUCUAUGACCCCUUCCAUUGGUGGUAUUUUUGCUCCCCCUGGUCAGCCCCAGACAGGCUCGGCUAUCGCUACCCUCCAGCAAGCUGUGGCCAUGAGCUUCUGUCCUCAGAUGGCGAGUCCGUUGGUGGGCCCGGGGACUCUGCAGUCUCCUCGUAUGGUGCGAAGGUUCCAGGUCAUGCAGAACCUCUCCAGCCCAGUUUCCAUGUCUCCUCUUCAGUCUCAACCACCUCAGACGUUUGGAGGGGCGUUUGGAUCUGCAGUCUCCAGCCCUCCUGUCCAAAGCCCGCUCGCAGCUUCAGGACGGACUUUCCAGUACAUGGCGAGCUCAGGACCCUCUGGGUCUCAGUUGUCCCUAGUACAGCACCAUGCACCCAGCCCCACACAGACCCAGCAGAGGCCUGCCUCACACAAGAGCACCCACUCCCUUCAUACAGGCAGCUUGAGCCAGGAUACCCGGGCCCUGUCUGCCUCCCAGCCUUCACUCCCCCAGGAGGGAACACCACAAGCUGCCUCUGCAGCCCCCAGCCCUCCGCCCUCCACCCGCACCUCCAACACCUCCAUCGGCCCCCCUCAGCCCCCUCACCCAGGACUGCCCGGGUCAUCAGGGGUGGGUAGAUCAGCAGGAGCUCAACAGAGGGUGGCCUUUGCCUCCACACCGCCUCCCGGUGGACCUGCUGGAAUGGGGGCAGUAGCAUCAGCUGCUGGAUCAGGACCUCCAGACUCUGGAGUUCCCAAGAAAGAUUCAAUUGUCAGCCUUCCAGAGCUAGACUCUGCCAGAUCCCGGCUGUCUUCCAACUUGUGACCCUGGUGGAGUUCAGGAAAGAGGCCUUUUUUGUAGGAGAAUCUGUUUGUUUUAGGUCAGUCCAGCUGAUCUGUCAGCUUGCUAAAUGACCAAUCAGCUACCGCCCUCGCCACCAGUCAUUUGACAUGGAUGCACUGUGUGCUGGUGUCAGCAGAAGGAAAAGAGCAACUCAGAGUCUUAAGACAUGUUGGCUAGGAGGAGUCUAUACAAUUAAACUAGUAUAACUUAAGGUUGAACUGGUCUAGUCUACUGUGCCAGCACCUUUAGUCUUAGUAUCACCCCUUACACUCUGCUUCCAAACACCUACUGUAUAUCGCUGUCUUUACUGUAAAGAUAUGAAGAAACGUAUGAUUAAUGUAACUAUUGCAUACUGUGUAGAAUCCAUGCAAUGCAAUCUAGCAGGAGCUGGACUUAAAAAUGAAAAUCAGGGACUUGAAGUCAAACGACAAUGACAUUUUAAGCGUUCAAAAAGUGUUUUGAGUGUAAUUUUUCUGUAUAAGCUGUCGUAGCAAAAGAACACAUUGCUCUUCAUAUUGUUUAAAAUAGUAGUGAAAAUAGUGUUUUAGACCGCUGGUCGAUCUUACAUCGAUGUGUAAAUAGUUGAUGAAAAAAGUAUGGAAGGAUAUUAUAAUCAUUGUAUCUACCCAAACCAAAGUUGAGCUUGAACACAAAGUCUGGUUGUGUCUGUAUCAACUAAAAAAGAAUCAUAGAAGAAAAUGCCAUUUAUUUAACUGCCUUGAUUCAACGUUAGAAGCCAUAUAUUUGGUUUGUGUGUAUGUAUAUAUGUGGGUGUAAGUUUGUGUGUGUGAGUUUGUUGGUACGUUUCGGUUCUAUUUGCUGAGAAUGGACUCUCAUACUCUCUACACUGCUUUGUCAAGCGUGAUUGGUUUGAUAUGCUGACAGUAGCACUGGCCUGCUUUCGUGAAACAUCUGGGAGGUGGUCAGCUGUUUGGUCAGCACACUGAUUGUAACCCUGAAGGCAAAGGUGGUUAAAUAAUCUGAGCUUUAUCAAAAGCAAACAUUUGUGAACAACCCAUACUGUAUACUUGCUUGUUUUUGUCUAGGUUUAUUGAUUAACACAUGCAAUAUAAUUCUGCAAUACUCUACCCCGCCUAUAUAUAAAAAUAUAUGAAUAUAAAUAUCUAAACAUAUGCUGUACAGGAAAGUGAACUUCUUUCUUUUUCCUUUUGUUUACUCUUUAAUGUGAAAUCUUAAAGAAUCCAGCAGCUAUUGUGGCUUCACUUGAGGUAUUGUAAUCCAGUGACCAUUUUGUUACCUGAACCAAAAAUGUUUGUGGGAAUGGGAGGACGUGCAGUGUCAGUUUUGUUAAAACAGACAGGACAAACUGAUUAAAACUGGUUUAGAUAUAAAGAUAUAUUUGGGAGGACUUCACACUUUGAGUUUAGCAAUUCAGAUCCACAAAAACAUCACUUUAAAGCCCAUUUGAAGAUAUUCAAUUGUAAAAUGAAUUGGGGAUUUGGGAUGGGCAAUAUGGGGCAAGAAUGCUUCAGUUGGCCCAUAUCGAAGUCUCUAUGUGCCCCACAUCACCCAAAGCUCCCACGAAUGUCUCAACAUUUAGAUCCACAAAAACCUCACUGUUCAAAUUUUGGGAUUGGGUUGAGGCUUUAGUUAUAUUUAUUCUAAAUAUUCUGAUCCUGUUGAACCUAAAAGCCUCUCUUGCUGAAUGUAUGCCAUACGAGAAGGAAGACAGCUAAUCAGAUAUAAACUGCCAUGUAAAUAAAGGGACAGAGAUUUAACGAAGCUUUUAUGAUGCAAGGGGGUUGUGGGCAUUGCUGUGUGUUUCUGAGUGUCUGUGUACAAUCUUUUUAGUUUCGAUGAUGCUUCUCUGGGUUGAACGUUGCUGUAUUUAACCUGUAUGCUAACCCCAGUACAACUCAUCCCCAGCUCUAACACGAGAGGAUACAUUUUUUUUUAGUUCAUUUAUUGAGGUGGGUGUGAACAAGAGGCAGUCGAAAUGACUUUGAGCUCCUCGGUCCAAAGCGAGCACUGAGGACAUCCAUUUAAGCACCUUGUGUUGCACUAGGACCUUGUAAUCGAAAUGAAAAUCAAUGCGCUAUUCUCUUAAAACGGUUGCAGUACUUCUCCUGGACCCAUUAUCUGGUUAAACAUUGAAGAUGAAAAGUGAAUCCAAUUGGAAUAGAAAAUAGGCAGCUGAUUCAAUGUGUUAAACAAACACUGCAUCCAACUUUUCAGCUCUGAGCAUCGAUCCAGAGCCAAACUGUAAAAUCGUUGCAAUGGACAUUUCACUCAGGUUUGAUACCUUUCCAGAGAGAUGUAUUGAUUACCGCAGCAUGGCUUCCCAUUGAUUUUUGUAGAUUUGUCUAUCCACCCAUAAUCAACUUGUUGAUUUAACCAUGCUGAAGGAUUCCCCUUGAAUUUUGAUUGGCCGAGAAAAACAAGGCGGCUCUAGAGGCGAUUGUUAUUAGCGUAACUUGCUGCCAUUUUGUCCUCACCACUUCUCCUUAGAGCUGUUCUAAAUCUUGAAACAUGGUGUAGGUGAUUGUUUUUAUUCAAGGGCUUCAUUAUAUGGCUUGUAAUCCCUGGUUUAUUGUUAUUGUAGAGCGGCCACAUUUUCACUCUCUGUUUGAUCAGUAACAUGCACUAAACCUCGUUCUUUGUCAUACCUGGGUCACAGUGCUGCGACCCGCUUCAUCGGCAACACAGGAACUUUGUAUUGCUUUUUUCCUAUGGGAAAGGUACAUGCCAAAAUGCCAAUACGAUUGUGAAUGAACCAAGUACGUUUCAGUCAAUAGUUGUUGUGUGCUUCAAUACUGUUCCAGUGCAAUCAGUUGGUCCUCUUCCCUGUUCCUUUGUGCUAAUACCAGAGUUUGCCCUAUUAAGCUGCUAUCAGGACUGUGCUGAUAUUAUAUGAAUGAGUCCACAGUGAGUGAGAGCAAGAUGGAAGGAGAGUUAAAGAGCUAAUGUUUCACAUAAUAUCAGGCACCGUCUCUGUUUCAUUGCAUCCAUCCAAUAAGAUACUGUAGUGUGUAACUCACUCCCACUCAAAGGAUGGCAUCCCAGACACUUUGAUCAGCACUGCUCUGUUUGAACCCUCAGCUAUGAGGUUGAUACAGCCCUGGCCAAGCACAUACUUCUGUCAGUUAUCUGUUUUGUGUCUGUGUCACAACUGUGUUCAGUCAGCUGGCUUCCAGCCACCGCUGACAUGUUGUGUGUGUGUGUGUGUGUGUGUGUGUGUGUGUGUGUGUGUGUCUGUGUGUGUGUGUGUGUGAUAUAGCGCUGCAUAUGCCUGAUGACUGGGGGUUCAAAGUGGGAUUGUUUGAUGGGUCUUCUUCUGGACCUUGCUGUGAAGUGGGAUUGAAAUCCCUCAUACAUGUUUGACACUGACUGACAAUUAUUGAGAGCAUCUAAGUUUCAAACAUCUCAUUCUUGCUGUACCAGAUAUUAAGGGUACUGAAUGCCUUGGUGUUGAUAUGUUAGCAAAUCAGGGUAUUAUUUUGGUUGUAAAAGUGUCUCUGAUUUAUCGGUAUAUUUUGUUUGGUUAUUGUUUUUACAAUGUGCCCCAUGCACACGGACUGUAUAUACCUUGUGCCUAGUAUAUCUAGUUUCCACAUAGUCUAUUUUUGUGGUAUGUAUGUGCCUGUAAAAAUGCAAAUAUGUGUUUUUAUUUUCAACUUGCAAUAUAUGUAAAAAUGUUAGAUGAAGAUUGGUAUUGCUGAAUUAAAAUGACAAUGUCAGUAUUUAUAAUUUUCCCUGAUUUGGGAAACACAAAAUUGCACAUUUUUGUUGGUUCGAGCCUUCCAACUCCAUGCGCGCUGUACUCUGUACUUUCAUCUUCUGUACAUAUGGUAUACACAGAGAUGUGGGGCACAUUGUUGUGUUUUUACCACAACCUGCUGUAUGAGUAACAUUUUCUACAGUGAGAGGGUGAGCUCUGCCAGGCUUCUGGUGGAUAUGGGCAGUCUAGACGUUAGCUUAGAUUACCUGCUUGCUGGACAGAGCCAAACACGACAAAGAAAACAAUGACUUAAACUGUGGAGAUGCCUGGACAAUAACAAUACAGAAACGAAACUAGGCUGGGCACAUGCUGGAAAAUCUUUCUCAAACUAUACUGUUGCACAGUUCUUUAAACUCUGAUGCUGGUUGCACACUGAUCUGAUGUUUGCUAUUUUAAAAAGAGAUCCCUCCAAGCAGUCACGAGCUCGACUCCCGGUUGAGUUACCUUGACAGAUAAUAGCAGAGUGCAUGCUUGUAUUUUUCUUAUCUAAGCAGAGUUCUAUGUACAAUUUUUAGUGGGACCUUCAAAUCUAGACAUUGUCGUGUACCAACUACUGUACAAUGAUUUUAUUUAGUCUAACAGUUAAAACCUUUGUGUCGUAGCUACUGUAGCCUGCUUAGCUUACCUAAGCCUUCUCUCUGCUUCAGGACUCUGUGUAUUGUGUGCUUGAGUUUGUGUGUGCGUGUGUGUCUUCCUGUGCCUUUCCUUCUAUAAUGUUGGUCCCACUUGAGAAUAUGAUGCCAUUUAGGGGUUUGAAACCCACGUGAAGCUAAAAGAGCUGCCAGCACAAGCUGGAAAGUGUUACAUGGUCAGGACUCCAUUUAUUCUAAAAAAACAAAACAAACAAAAACAAACAAAAACAAAAAAUAAACAAAAAAAAAAUCUCAAACAAAACACUGUAAUGCUCCUAGAAAUGACUCUGGCACAUCCCUAGACUUAGUGGCAUUCCACAGCCUGCACGAGCAGCCCGGUGUGGGCAUCCAGACACACUUUACCAGCACCAUGUAGACAACAGCACAGAUAUCUGACACAGCAUGUGCUCUCUCUCUCUCUGGAGGCCAGUCUGCAACCAUCUCAGGCUGUGCUUGGCUUCUGCUCUUAACAAAAAGGUUCAAGUAUGUCAGAACUCCAGCUCUGUCUAAGUUGAUGUCUACAAUCCAGGGGCGAAUCAGCACCCAGCCCGAGCCACAGCACUUCCAAAUGGAUCUCAAAGGAUCAGGUGGAUACUUGGGAUGCUGGUGACAUUUGUCGCCGUCCAGUCUUUUCCGACUGUGAUGCCCAGCUGGCGGUGAGGGCACGGGGCUGAUUUGAACCUGCAUCCCAGAGGCUGUCUUGUCCACCACCUCUGCUGGCCGAGAACACAGAGCCACACCCUGGUCUCUCUCAAUAAGCUGGUCUGUCAGUCAGUGGCAAUGUUGUUUAAGCG